CAUUGUUCAAAACAAACUUGAAAUGAGGCGUUUAAAUAAUUUAUUUACUUUUAUCUUGGCCAUAUCCGCGUUUUUUUUCGGUAGCUUUAUAACGAAGAUACUCAGUCCGGCAGACCAAUGUCCAGCACAUACCAUUGGACGCACCCAAUUGGAGCCGCUUCCGAAUGUGUUUCUCGUGGUGUUGGUGCUUAGCCCACCACGCAAUGCUGAUCAAAGGAACGCCAUGCGAAGGACCUGGCUACGAACUGCAAGACAACCCCUCCAUCAGCAGUAUUAUCCCGAAGAGUUGAUUUUUCUUCCAACCUACAGCUCUAAUGGUCACUUGCAGGUGGAGUUAGUUGAGCAGCAGGCAAAUCGCCUGAGGCAGUAUAAGGAUUGGCAGAAAAGAAUGAUGACAAAGGAUCUCCCAAGGACUCAAAGGCAUAUUAAAGUGAAGCACGUAUUUGCCAUUGGUACUUGGAAUAUAAGCAGUUCCAUGCAAGCGGACCUGCUGAAGGAGCAAAAUCAUCACAACGAUCUAAUAAUGCUGCAACGACACAAUGAUACAUACGGCAAUCUUACAAAAAAACUUAUCAAGGCCCUUGAUUUUUUGAGACAUCACUACGAUUUCUCAUAUGUCAUUAAAGUGGACGACGACACCUUCGUUAAGCUGAACAGUUUGCUUAAUGAACUUGUCUCCUAUGAUCGAAAAUUACUUCGCAAAAGGUCGGAGUACGGUCAAUAUCCCUUACCACAGCUAUAUUGGGGAUACUUUAAUGGUCGAGCCACAAUUAAAAGGAAAGGCCUUUGGAAAGAGUCUAAUUAUUUUCUUAGCAAAAACUACCUGCCUUAUGCAUUAGGCGGUGGUUACGUUUUAUCUCGAGAACUCUGUGAAUAUAUUGCCAACAGCUCCCAACUGCUCACACCCUAUGUGUCCGAGGAUGUUUCGGUCGGAACUUGGCUGGCUCCACUACGACAUGUCUAUCGCUGGCACGAUCCUAGAUUCGAUACUGCGUACAUGCCCCGCAAAUGUCAGCCCUAUCAUAUGGUGUUGCACAAACGCAGUCUAGAAAUGAUGACCGAUGUAUACGAUGGCAAACUCUGCAGUGGUACUGGUUCAAGCUCGUUAUCCGAAUACUUUUACGAUUGGAAAAAAGCAACGGAAAAAUGUUGUGAUAGCUUAGUAGUAUAGCUGUCGUGGAAACUUUAAGAACGAUGGACUAUAAACUAGUUUAUUCGCUUACCUGUGCUUAAUCAACCACUCCAACCGGUCGUCAUUUUCAAUAAGACUAGCUACCACAAUGUCCUUGGGGGCCACAAUAUAAAAGCGAUUCUCUUCGAUUAAGCUGCCCAGACUAUAGUCGUUUACGGUGUAAUCCUCGAAGCCCCGCAAAGUCAAACUAUCUGUACAGAUCUCUUCGCUAUUAUUCAAUUUGUAUUCAAUAACGCACAACACAGGACGCAGAGCUUUGAAAGAAGGGCUUCUUUCUUUGCGAUAGCCAAGGACUACUAAUUGUUUGGCAGUUAGUGGAGCAAGUCCACAGAUGUAGAAAGUAGUUUGAAGUGUUGAGACUGCAAUAAUAAAAUAAAUAUUAAAUUUUGAAAGUCCAAAUAAGAGACACAUUAAUCACCUGGAUCCACUAUGUAACCAGGCAGAUUACUAGCUGAAGUUUCGACUGAAUUUUUCUUGCUAAUUUCGCAAAUUCGUAUUGUGUCUACCCAGCCGAUUAACAGAGUAUACUCGUUGGACCAUCGUAGAUGACAGUGAUAGUUUUCUAGGCGCUCCUGGGCAGGAACCUCCCACUUAAUUAACCCAAGCGAACAUCUGUCUUUUAAAUCGUAGACACGGACACCUAUGUGACUCGCCCAAGCAACCAAGCUGCCAUGCCAGCAGAUCGACAGAACUUUGCCUUCGACUGAGCACAGCUCAGUUGCUUUAAGAUUCUUAAGGAGGUUUCGCUCAUACAAGACGAGUUUGUCAUCACCUAAGUAAGACUCGUUUUUUCGAUAAUUAAACAGUUUGAUAAAUCUACCUACCCACUAUGAGUCGCCUAUGGCGGGCCCUAGGAUCGGGGUCCAAAGCAAUGGCCUUUAUAAAUUUGCCGAAACUUAAAUUCAUAUUAUUAUCGCAGUUAAAAAAACCCGUUAUUUUCACCUGCGAAAAAAGAAGUUAGCCUUUAUCAGCCAUCGUCAAGCUUAGGACUCACUUUCCCGUCGUCGGAGCAAGUGGCCACACACUCGCCCUUAGGGCCUACAUCAAUAGAGUUAACUGCAACCUGAUGAUGGCGUUCGCUAUUGCUCAGAUUCGAAUUGACCGAGUUUCCUUGAUGGUCAAAUAAAUAGAUGCGCCCUCGGAAAGUGCCAAAUAUAAGAAACUAAAUACAAUUUAAGAAAAUACAA
Drosophila subpulchrella is the source of this 2379-nucleotide messenger RNA. RefSeq names its product beta-1,3-galactosyltransferase 6 (gene beta3GalTII). The transcript has a single exon. NCBI's taxonomy places the organism in Eukaryota, Metazoa, Arthropoda, Insecta, Diptera, Drosophilidae. Gene Ontology annotation, biological process: glycosaminoglycan biosynthetic process. Bases 23 to 1171 code for a protein of 382 amino acids. Gene Ontology annotation, molecular function: UDP-galactosyltransferase activity. The record is from RefSeq and is a predicted model, not a curated record. Gene Ontology annotation, cellular component: membrane.